GCCUUGGAGGAGCAGUGGGUGCUGUCCGGUUCUCUGCUCGGUGUCCCCGUCUGCUUCCCUUGGUUUAUUCCAUGACCUCACUCCCGACCCUGUUCCACCCUUAGCUGGCCCCGGGCAGUUAACUGAGAUCCGAACCUUGCGGCUGCUCCCCGGAGGCUGGGGCAGGGCCCUUUAGCAGUGGGCGGGCGAUCCCCGGGGCCAGCCCAGCCCGGUGUCUACCCCUCCGGGGCCUCGGCCAGCUCCUCCCCCGCUCGCCCCAGGCGCCGCUCUUAAGGGGCCGGGUGGCUUUAAGAGGGACGCCCCAGCCCCGCCUGCAGCCGCCCGUCACGGCUGCUGCGGAGCUGCGCGGCGGAGCAGGCCGGCGGCUGCAGCAGGGGCAAUGGCAAUGGCAAUGGGCGCCCGCCGCCCCGGCCCGCCCGUGGCCCUGCUGCUGCUGCUCCUGGGCCUCCUGCCGCCCGCCCGGCCCCUCUCCGGGCCCGAGACGCGCCGCAGCUCGGUGCUGCUGGACCCCGCCUCGGGCCAGCUGCGGAUCGUGCCGGGCUGGGACCCCGCCGCCGUCGCCUGGGCCAACCUCACCGACCGGAUCCAAGACACGGGGUGGUCCUUCCUGGAGUUGGCCACCAACGAGAAGUACAAUGACAGCCUGCAGGCCUAUGCUGCGGGACUGGCCGAAGCCACUGUGUCCGAGCAGCUCAUCUACAUGCACUGGAUGAACACCAUGGUGGGCUAUUGCGGCCCCUUUAAAUACCAGACUGUCUACUGCGAGAAGCUGAAGAGCUACAUAGAGACCAACCUGGCCUGGAUGGAGGAGCAAAUGGAGAACGGAGAUCUGGAGUACUGGUACCAGGUGCGCCUGGCUCUGCUGCAGCUCAAGGGCCUGGAGGAUGGUUAUAACGGGCGAGUGGCUUUCCCGAUUGGACGGUUCUCAGUCGCCCCGUUUGGCUUUCUCUUGUUCCAGCUGGGUGGGGACCUGGAGGACCUGGAAUCGGCCUUAAACAGAACGGAAAGGAAGUACACGCUGGGCUCGGGGUCUUGCUCCGCACUCCUCAAGCUGCUGCCGGGGAACCAGGAGCUCUUGGUCUCCCAUGACACCUGGAACACUUACCAGUCCAUGCUGCGCAUCAUCAAGAAAUACACGCUACCUUUCCGGACCUCAGCCCACAGUGACGACAUGAUCUCGGGGCACGUCCAGACAUUCUCAUCCUAUCCCGGCACCAUCUUCUCAGGAGACGACUUCUACAUUUUGAGCAGUGGCUUGGUGACUUUGGAAACCACCAUUGGGAACAGCAAUGCUGUCUUGUGGAAAUACAUCCAUCCGGAAGGGAGUGUCCUGGAGUGGCUGAGAAAUAUAGUGGCAAACCGGCUAGCCAGAAGCGGGGCCGAGUGGGCUGCCAUCUUCCAGCAGUUCAACAGUGGCACGUACAACAACCAGUGGAUGAUUGUAGAUUAUAACGCCUUCCUGCCAGGCAAAGCUGGCCUCCAGCAGGGGGUGCUCACGGUGCUGGAGCAGAUCCCGGGGCUGGUGGUCGUGGCUGACAAAACAGAGGAGCUGUACCAGAAGGGGUAUUGGGCCAGUUACAAUGUGCCGUACUUUGAGCAGAUCUUCAAUGCCAGUGGCCAGCUGGAGCUGGUGAAGAAAUACGGCGACUGGUUCACCUACGACAAAAGCCCCCGGGCCCAGAUCUUCAGGCGCAAUCAGACGCUCGUCCAAGACAUGGACUCCAUGAUCCAGCUCAUGAGGUUCAACAACUUCCUGAAGGACCCGCUGUCCCGGUGCCAGGGCUGCGACCCACCCCAGAACGCCGAGAACGCCAUUGCUGCCAGGUCGGAUCUGAACCCUGCCAACGGGACCUACCCCUUCGCUGCGCUGCGCCAGCGUUCGCACGGGGGCACGGACAUGAAGAUCACAUCCUAUGCGAUGGCCAAGGGCUACAGCCUGAUUGCUGCCUGCGGGCCCACUUGGGACGAUGUCCCCCCUUUUCAGUGGAGCACCUCUCCCUACAGCAACCUGCUUCACAUGGGGCACCCUGACCUCUGGAAAUUCCCCCCCAUCAAGAUCUGGUGGGACUGAAGUGGAGACUGGAUCCCCUGUCAUCUGUGGCCGAAUGAGUUGGAGCAGAGGUGCUGAUGGUGUGUCUCAUCUCCCUCUCUGUUUCCGUAUAGUCUGGACUCUGGUCUAUCCCCUGUGGGGCUGCUCCAUCCCCAGCAGCAGUUCCCCUGAGAAAUAAGGGAAGAAUGUAUCUCUUUUCAGGGGGAACACAGGGGAUACAUGGGAUGGGGGGAAAUGACAGAAGGGGCAGCAUGAUUAUCUUGGGUACAGUGCAGCGACUACAUCAAAUUUUGUCCUGUCGUAAGUGGCUGGAGCUUGUUGAAACCGAUGGCCAUUGCACCUGCUUCUGCCAGGCCUUGGUUUGGCCCAGUGGACGUAGCUUGUAAUUUUGCUGCAUUGUCUUAGCUUGCAAACUGGCUUCUUGCCCUCUGAACAAACUGUGAUGCUCCCCAGAAGCUAGGGGAACCCCAGCCUCUUCUCCUGCCCCCCAGCUCCCCUCCUUUCCUGCCCCGCUGGUUGUUUGGUCACUGUCACUCCCGCCUCCAAAGACCAGAGCUGCCACCAGGUCCCACCACAAGGAGGAGCUGCCUGCUGGGAGGGUGAAGCUUGGCCCACCCCUGGCUGCCAACUCCUGAGCAGCGAGCAGUGACCCAUGGCAAGGAGCACUAUCGUUCUCUGUAGUGGAAUCGGAGCUAUCCCCUCUGCAUGUAAUGCACAGAGGUAGGUUUGCCUCUCCAUACCCUAACCCUCAGUGCUGAACCUUGGGGGUGUAUCAUCCCAGCUGGUGUCUGGCAGCCCCAGGAAGAUCCCUGGCAAAGUGCCCACCCCUUCGCUGCAUCUCUCCGCACUGCCCUCCAGUGCCUGGGGGUGACUGCCCGUGCUGCCUUGGAAUCUUCCGCUGCUGUUUGUUGCACUUGUGGCUCAGGUGAUGCCCUUGCCCCUUGCUUUGCUGGCUCUAGUCCAAAGCAAAAGCCCAGCAGGCUGCAUGCAGGGUGCAGCCUCAACCUAAAAUCUUUCUACUUUUGUGCCUGUUGUACCCACUACCUCCCGAGGCCUGGACCACAGGGUGCCACAGGCAUGUGGCUUGUGCAGGUGAGGAAGCUUUUGCCUGCUAAAGGGAAAUGGAGCAGGGUUAGUCAGGAGGCCACCAGGGCAAACCUCAUUCCCCUUGAAAAGUAACAACAAGGAAGGCUUAAAGCCAGGCUCAGAUGCUGCAGAUGCCCCUGGCUCCCUGGGCAGAAGUGUUCUCACCCCUUGGCUUAGCUGCCAGCUGGCCCCAAGUGGAGCUGCAGCACGGGGCUUGUUCUGCGGCCCCAGUGCAAACUCUGGAGUUCUGGGCUCGUGUGCAAAUGAGAUUAAAGAGCUGUUUGGCUUGGUUUUAGU
Dermochelys coriacea (leatherback sea turtle) is the source of this 3433-nucleotide messenger RNA. It is a transcript of the gene PLBD2, whose product is annotated as phospholipase B domain containing 2. Gene Ontology annotation, molecular function: glycerophospholipase activity. The record is from RefSeq and is a predicted model, not a curated record. Lineage: Eukaryota; Metazoa; Chordata; Testudines; Dermochelyidae. Gene Ontology annotation, biological process: phospholipid catabolic process. Gene Ontology annotation, cellular component: extracellular region. The transcript is spliced from 12 exons. Bases 380 to 2071 code for a protein of 563 amino acids.